AGAGAGAGGGAGUUGAGAGAGAUUAGAGACAGAGAGAGAGGGGAAGGAAACACCACAUAAAGAGACAGAAGAGAGCCCUUCCUGGAACUCUCCAGUCCUCUCUGACUGCCACCGCUCACUGAGGGAGAAAGACAGCAGUGUUUUAAAGAGGAACAGAGUACCUGGGUGUCAUUCUGCUGAGGGCUGAGACAAACAGAGGAGAAGAAGACAUGUCUGGUCAUUUACUAAGGAGAAACUCCAGCAAGGAAGGUCUGCAGAACCUGCUCAGGGUGACGGCCCAGCGCAGUAUUGAGGAUGCUGAGGAGAUAGAGCGGGAACGGAGACGAAGGGCCAGGGAGAGACAGGGAGACCAGGACCCACACACCCACACUGGCCCAGCCAGCACCACCAGCCCCACACCGGACAAUGGGCUCCCGGAGCUAUAUCCAAUGUGUGAGAGUGAACUGAAGGCUAGUGGCUGCCAGUUGGCUCUGGAGGAGGACGAGGGCUUCAGUGACUGGACCCAGAGGUUGGAGAAACGCAGACAGCGCCACCUGGAGGAACAGGAGUCCUCGGAGGACCAUCAGCCCCAGCAGCAGCAGAAUCAGUCCCAGCAGCAUGAACCCCAGCAGCAUCACCCCCAGCAGCAGCAUCAACCCCAGCAGCAUCACCCCCAGCAGCAGCAGAAUCAGCCCCAGCAGCAUCAACCCCAGCAGCAUCACCCCCAGCAGCAGCAGCAGCCCCAGAUGCUCAGGCUAAACAGAGCCUCCCCAAUCAGACCCUGCUUGAAGACACGUCCUGGACCUGGGCCCGAGGAGAGGGAGGAGAAGGAGGUAGAGUGGGAACGAAGAGCCAGCAACAAGACACAAGACACUUCAAGAAGAGUAACAGAUGACAAGGUCGUGGAGAAGAAGAAAUCUGAGCUGAAGAUCUCCUACACCUCUAAAGUCAUGAGACACGUCAACAGCAACGGGGAAGCAGCUGGGGCGGAAGUGACCUCAUACCUAGUUGCAGGGAAACUGUCUCCAAGUCGUAGUGGCAGCUUGGGAGGGCAGAGACAGGAGGAGGUGGAUGGAGAGGUUCCCGGGGGGCAGCUGGAGACAGAGAAGGCACCAGGCCAGGGACAGGGCACCCUGGAACAGCUGAGACAGAGACAGCAGGAGGACCAGGAGGAGAUGGAGGAGUUGAACCGCAGGAGAGAGGAGAAACGCAGAGCCAGGGAGGAGGAGGAGCACCAGAGAGAGAAAGAGGAGCAGCACAGACAGGAGCAGGAGGAGGAGGAGAGGAAGAGGGUGAAAGACGGGAUAGAGAGUAGGAGGAUGGCGGCUUCAGAGAGAAGGAUGAAGAACCUCAGUAUUUCCAGCAUUGAGGGAGACGAGUCCUUCAGCCCCUUCAGUCCCAUGAGCCCCACCUUCAAGAAUGACACCGAGGAGAGGAUGACGUCUGAGAAUACCUGCACGAUCAACGAGAGGACUGAGUCUCUGAACCGCUCUCUGCAGAAAAGUAACAGCAUCAAGAAGACCCAGCCUCCCAUCCCCAUCUCCAAGAUCGACAACAGGCUGGAACAGUACACUCAUGCCAUAGAGACGUCCUCUAUGGAAGCCAAGGCAGCCAGGCAGCAGGCUCUGACGGACCUGCCCAGCCCCACUGAGCCUGUGGCCUCCAAGAAGAAUUUGUUUGAGGCCGGGGAAGCUUGGAGCCAGCCGCCCAGGGAAACACCUUCCAAGGAUACAGAGGGUCUGAAUGUAGGCGUGGCCGACCUCAUCCACCAAUGGGUGAAAGGGAACCCAGACGGAAGCUGCAAAAGCCUCUCCAAGCCAGCAUUUUCAACUGUCUUCCUACAUCUCCGGUACAUUCUAAUCUGUCCCUUCUUCAAGGAGGUGAAGGCCGGUGAUGUUCUGAGCAAGAAGAACCUCUGGGAGAAUCUGGGAGAAUCUUCCCCGUCUGGGAGAGCUGGGAAGGGAGCUUCCUCUGGUAAAAAGUACAAAUUUGUGAUGAUGGCUCACGGCAAGUAUGAGAAGGUUGUCGUCGGUGAUGAUGAUUACAACGAGCACACAAACGGGAAAUCAACUGGACAAUGCCUUGAGGAACUGUGAAGAACAGACGUUGGACUGUGAUUAUUUCGACGAUCACUUCACAUCAUAUUUAUCAUUCAUUUCAUUUAGCUGACAUAUUCCUCUCAAAAACUAUGUUUAGAUCAACGUGUCUGAAGCAUAUGCAGUAUGUUAUGUGAACCAGUUGAUUUUCUCUAUAGCAACACACUGCCAACCUGGUAUAAAAUUAUUCACAAACGGUCAAAAAUAUAAAAUUAUUCAAAAAUAUUCAUGUUUGUACUCGUUUAUUUUGGACAAUCUUAUCCAUGAUGUAUUUUAGUGAAUAAUGUGUUUUCAUUUACUAUUUGUUUUAACUUUAAUUAAAAAAAAUAAUAAUAAAGUAAAUGAA
This is a messenger RNA of Oncorhynchus mykiss (rainbow trout), 2421 nucleotides long. Lineage: Eukaryota; Metazoa; Chordata; Actinopteri; Salmoniformes; Salmonidae. The record is from RefSeq and is a predicted model, not a curated record.